AUGCAAAUAAUAAAUACUCACAAUUUGAAAACACAUAAUGCAUAUCAAUAUCUUUUCUUUAAUCGCUCAAUUGAAACAAUGUUUGCUGAUGUUCAAUUUAAGGGAAGGACAUCAAUAGUUACCCCUACCAAUUCAUUAUGUUAUAUGGGAGGAGGAUUCGACAGAUAUUUAUUACAAGGAUUAUUAUUAGGUACGAAUAUUACAAAUUAUAAGUAUCUUGAGAAUAUUAUUCAGGAUCAACAAUUACGUAAACAUCAUGGAUAUUUGACACCCAAUUCAAUUCAUAAGAUUGAGUUAGAAUCAUUAUUUGAAAAUGAUAAAGAAUAUAAAUAUCAAGAUACUUUGGCAUAUAAGAAUUGGAAUUUGGUAGAAAUCAUUCAAUUACCAACAAUGGUAGUACCUGAACCAAUUCAUCAAGUAACAAAUGUAUUUGAUUCACUUUGGAAUUUAUUACAUGAAAUCGAUAAGUCACAUGACCGACUUACCAAUUUAAUUAUACCUGGUAUUGGAACUGGAUUUGGACAUUUAGAUGAAUAUGAACUGACUAAAUUAAUGAUAUUUACAUUUUUCAUAUAUAAUUUACAAUUAACAAAAAAUGAUAGAUUAAAUCAGUUAAAGAAAUCUGCUUUGAUCCUAUUCUUUUUUAAUAAAGAUUAUAAAUUAUUUAAAAAUCAAAGUGAUAUAAAUGAAUUAGAAAAUAAUCAAAUUAUAACAAAUUAUGGUAAACAAAAAAAUCUGAAUUUAAAACCAAAUUCAAUUAUGGAAUUUGAUGAAUUAUUUAAAUAUCUUAGCAAUAAGUUAAGUAUGACAUCAUCAACCAAAUUAGGAUAUACUCUUGGAUUUAUUCGAUGUAAAGAAAACAAUAAGGUUCUUUUAUUAAAUAGAAAUAAGGCUCCUUGGAUGGGAAAAUGGAAUGGAGUAGGUGGUAAAUUAAUCCCCGGGGAAUCUCCAUUAGAUUGUAUAAUUCGUGAAACAAAUGAAGAAACAGGAUUAUUCUUAAACAAUUUCCAAUCUAGAGGAAUUUUAACUUGGAAAGUAUCAAAUGAUAAAGAUGGAGAUUUGAUAGAUUAUGGUGGAUUAUAUUUAUAUACUGUUGAUAUAUCAUUAGAACAAUAUGAAAAUUAUAGAACUCCUUUGGUAUUUGAUAAAGAAGGAAUUUUAGAUUGGAAAGAUUGGGAAUGGAUAAUUCAUGAAGAUAAUCUUGGAAUGGUUGAUAAUAUCAAAUUACUAUUUAAGUAUUUAUUUCAAGGAAAUGAAGAUGAUAAAUAUGAGGUGACUUAUCACAAUCACCAAUUAAUAAGCUUUAUUGCUUUCCCUAGGAUAUAG
Hemisphaericaspora subhashii is the source of this 1326-nucleotide messenger RNA. RefSeq lists its product as uncharacterized. NCBI's taxonomy places the organism in Eukaryota, Fungi, Ascomycota, Pichiomycetes, Serinales, Debaryomycetaceae. The record is from RefSeq and is a predicted model, not a curated record. Gene Ontology annotation, molecular function: hydrolase activity. The transcript has 2 exons. Bases 1 to 1326 code for a protein of 441 amino acids.